Messenger RNA from Gopherus flavomarginatus (Mexican gopher tortoise), 1332 nucleotides. RefSeq names its product phosphatidylinositol glycan anchor biosynthesis class L (gene PIGL). Gene Ontology annotation, cellular component: endoplasmic reticulum. Gene Ontology annotation, biological process: GPI anchor biosynthetic process. Gene Ontology annotation, molecular function: N-acetylglucosaminylphosphatidylinositol deacetylase activity. Lineage: Eukaryota; Metazoa; Chordata; Testudines; Testudinidae. Bases 42 to 764 code for a protein of 240 amino acids. The transcript has 6 exons. The record is from RefSeq and is a predicted model, not a curated record.
UCCCGCCCGGAACGACCUGGUCCCUUCUGGUUUCGGUCGCUAUGGGGCUGGCGCCGCUGGGUUCGUUCCUGGUGGCGCUGCUUACGCUGGUGUGGCUAGCCUCGCGCUGGCUGCGACGACGCGGCGCGGGUUGGGGACACCGAACCCUGUGUGCGGCGGGACCGCCGCGGGCCGAUGACGUACGAGCCCUGGUCGUGACGGCGCACCCUGAUGACGAAGCAAUGUUCUUUGCUCCCACAAUCCUCAGCCUGGGCAGGCUUCGGGCCCAACUCUGGCUGCUGUGCUGCUCUUCAGGAAAUUACUACAAUCAAGGGGAGAUUCGUAAGAAAGAGCUUGUACAGAGUUGUGCUGUUUUGGGGAUCCCUUCUUCCAAUGUAACAGUUAUUGACCACAGGGACCUUCCAGAUGAUCCAGCUGUUGAAUGGGACACGCAUCUCCUCUCUACCUUUGUGCUAGAGCACAUAGAAACCAACUACAUCAACCUGCUGAUAACCUUUGAUGCGGGAGGAGUGAGCGGCCACGCUAACCACAUCGCCCUUUACACGGCUCUAAGGUACCUGCAGUCAGAGGGGAAGUUACCUGAAGAGAGCCAUGCGGUGCCAUCACAGCCAGCUUCUCUGGUUCCGCCACACCUAUAUCCUGUUCUCACGCUUCAUGGUGAUCAAUUCACUUUGCCUUCUGUAAAGGAAAGGAGAAUCAUACACACUUCCAGGGGCAUUCAGAGACCAGAGAAGGGAAACAAAGAAAAGAGAGGCUCUGCCUGACCAAGCACUAUUGAAAGCUCUUGCUUCUUUAAUGUCUCAAGAAGAGGACAGAAUUCCACCUUCUGGGUUCCCUGCAGCCUUUCAGAUUGAAACAUACAGUAUUUACAUCCUUCUAGGUGUCCUUUGCCUGACAGCCUGGGUUCAAACAAUUACUGAACUCCCAUUGUAAUAGCACAACUGGUCUUAGAACCACCAGCAAAUCAGAUUGAUCUGAGUCUAAUUAGUAGUGAAGUAGAAUUUUGGAGGUGUUUAGGAUACAGCAUGUAUUGUAUGUGCUUUUACAAUGGGUUUCCCCAGGGAGACCAGGACCAGAUGACCACCUGGUGAUUCCUGCUUUUUAUCCAUUUCCCUCUGCUGUAAAGAUCAGGCAUCAGGAGUGACUUGUCUAAGGACACACAUUGUCCCUUGGGGUUUGAACCAGGAUCCUCACAGCCCUCAGGCUGUAACACUGAACCACACAGACCUGCCUGUCAGUCAGCCAGUUCCUGCUAAUGGAGGGCUGGUUUCUUGACUUUAAAAUGCCAAAAUUUUAGGGAUAAAAUAUUAAAAAUUAUACAGACUAAUAUAA